Morus notabilis is the source of this 3464-nucleotide messenger RNA. Its product is annotated as pentatricopeptide repeat-containing protein At5g16640, mitochondrial. The record is from RefSeq and is a predicted model, not a curated record. Lineage: Eukaryota; Viridiplantae; Streptophyta; Magnoliopsida; Rosales; Moraceae. The transcript is spliced from 3 exons. The coding region runs from base 122 to 2710 and encodes 862 amino acids. Gene Ontology annotation, molecular function: protein binding.
CCUCCUAUUUUCCAAGAAAUUAUUUUUCGAUAUCAGUCAAUUUUCUAAAACCCACCAAAACCCCGACUCCGACGGAGAUUCGCAUUUUCCACCCAACCAAACACCCGCCGUCGGCUGCCCCAUGUCCGCCAGUGUCCGCCGUGUGCACAGCACUUUCCAGGUACAUUUCCACACCCUCAACUCCUCCCAAAUCCUUCGCUCCAAAACCUUCCAUUUUUUGGAUCAGUUUUUGCCUCUCUCUAGUCCUACUUCCAGCUCUUUGAGCUCCGUCAAUCCCAACGAGCGCCGCAAGAUCGCUCUUGGGUUGUCGAAGAUAAUCAAAUCCAACAAAGGCUAUGUCUUGAAGGGAUUUUCUAGAGAGUUCUGUCCAAUCUUUCUUGUGAAGAUAAUGAAAUUGUUGGAAACUCGAGAGACUGCUUUUGCAUUCUUUAAACUUGCGUUUAGGGACGAUUCCGAUGCGGUUGUGAGGUCUUGUUGUGUCGCAGCGCAUUUGCUGGCGGCGGAGAACCUCCGGUUUCUUGCCCAGGAUGUGGUUUCUUGUGUAAUUGCCAAAAUUGGUUCUAGUAGGAGUAGAGAAAUGGUGGAGCUUAUGUGGGCAGGUCACUGCAAAUACGAGUCAGAUUUCUCUGUUCUCGAUACGCUUAUGCGGGGUUUUUUGAAUGCGGAAAUGGGAUAUGAGGCAUUGGAGGUUUUCGCUAGGAUGAGGGAGAUGGGAGUGAGGCCAAGCUUGUCAGCUGUUAACUGUUUGUUUAAGUUGUUGCUUAGAAUUGGUGAUUAUGGUAGUGUGUGGAAGUUAUUCCGAGACAUGGUUCGUAACGGUCCUAGACCGUGUAAUUAUACGUUUUGCAUGUUGAUUCUUGGAUUUUGUCAAAAAGGGUUAAUGAGAAUCGGAGAAAGUUUGUUACAUGUGAUGCAAAAAUUCCAUUGUGAACGCGACGUAUUCGCGUACAACAUUUUGAUCAAUGCGAAUUGCAUUAGGGGGCAGACUGCCAAGGCACUAGAGUUGAUGUGUUUAAUGAGUGCAAGUGGUUGCAAUCCAAGUAUUGUUACCUUUAAUACGAUCUUAAACGCCUUGUGUAAGGAGGGAAAUGUGGUGGAAGCAAGGAGGGUUUUUGAUGGUCUAUGUGAAGGUGGUAUUUCUCCAAAUACCAUAAUAUACAAUACCAUGAUGGAUGGAUAUGUUAAGGCAAGGGAUGUUGGUCAGGCAAACAUGCUUUAUGAAGAAAUGAAGAGAAAAGGUAUAACUCCUGAUGGCAUAACCUUCAAUAUCUUGCUCGCGGGCUAUUACAAGUAUGGAAGGGAAGAAGAUGGAGACAUGUUGUUAAGGGAUUUAUCGAUUGCAGAGCAUUUUUCUCAUAGCUCAUUUUGUGAUAUUUCAAUUGCUGCAUUGUGUUGGGCCGGUAAAUUGGAUGAGGCCAUGAAAUUGUUAGAGAGUAUGCUUGAGAAGGGAUUACCUCUGAGUGUGGUUUCUUUUAACUCGAUAAUUGCAGCUUAUAGCUGGGCCGGGUUGGAAGAAAAAGCAUAUGAAGCCUAUAAGACUAUGAUAGGAUUCGGUUUAAGUCCAUCGUCCUCCACAUGUAGUUCCUUGAUAAUGGGCUUAUCAAAGAAGGGGAAGCUAAACGAAGCCAGGGAGCUUUUGUGUAAAAUGAUAGAGAAGGGAUUUCCUACUAACAAAGUGGCUUUCACGGUGCUUUUGGAUGGGUACUUUAGGAUGGGGGACUUGAAUGGCGGACGAAGCCUGUGGACCGAGAUGGAACAAAGAGGGAUAUCUCCUGAUGCUGUUGCCUUCGCAGCCUUUAUCAAUGGACUUUGUAAAGCAGGUUUGGUGGAUGAGGCAAAUGAGGUGCUUUUAGAAAUGACUAGGAAAGGACUGGUGCCUAACAAUUUCUUAUACAAUUCUUUGAUUCGUGGGUUUUGUAACAGUGGGAAACUGAACGAAGCAUUGCAGUUAGAGAAAGAGAUGAGGCAAAAGGGUCUCCUUCCAGAUAUCUUUACGGCCAAUAUGAUCAUUAACGGGCUUUGUAAGCAGGGAAGAAUGAAGUCAGCGAUCCAUGCAUUUAUGGAGAUGGAUCAGAAUGGAUUGAAGCCAGAUAUCGUUACUUUUAACACUUUAAUUGAUGGCUAUUGUAAAGUGUUUGACAUGGUUUCUGCAGAUCAGUUUGUGAAUAAAAUGUACGCGAGUGGGUGGAACCCGGAUAUAACAACGUAUAACAUAUAUGUCCAUAGUUUCUGUAGUAAGAGGAAAAUAAACCGAGCUGUGAAGAUGUUGGAUGAACUUGUCGGGGCAGGUGUUGUCCCAGAUACAGUAACAUACAAUACUUUAUUGAAUGGUGCUUGUGGUGACAUACUAGAUAGGGCUUUGAUUUUAACCGCAAAGCUCCUUAAGAUGGCUUUUUUCCCAAAUGUUGUUACAACUAAUGUGUUGUUGUCUCACUUCUGCAAGCAGGGGAUGCCUGAGAGGGCCCUAAUGUGGGGCCAGAAGUUGAGUGAUAUUUCAUUCGAUUUUGAUGAAAUCACCUACAAAAUAAUGGCCAGAGCUUAUCAUAGCAUUGAGGAAGAUGCUGAUGUUAGAAGAGAAACUUCUAGAAAAAGCCUAUUUUUGGAUGCCCUUAUGUACAUUACGUACGAUUAUUUUAGUAAAAACAAACUGUGUAUUGAGGAAGCCCAGAAUCCUCUUAUGCUAAUUGAAAGUAGCCAUGGAGGGUCCUGAAAAAGUUGGCUAGCAUCAAAAUUUUUUGGAAGUUCAUAUGUUGAGCAUCCUUUGCUAGUGAAGUUUAAGUAGCGGUAAUGGGGGUUAAGUAGACAGAAGCUUGGCUUUCUGUGACAGCCCGCUUAGAACUUUGUGACUGAAACUGAAAAACACAUCAGAGAGAAAGGAGAGGAAAAAGAGAAGUAAAGUUGAUGCAAUGAGAAGAGAUGUGAUGGUCUUGCAGGUUGGUUUACCUGCAGACAUUAGAGGAUUUGGUGGAUUCAGUUGAAUCUUUGUCUCUGGUAUUGUACUCUCUUUCGUGGAAAUUGCUCUCUUUACCAGCAUAUUUCCAGUGUAUUUCUGAGUUCUUCAUAUGUCAACCAGAAGGAAUAAGAUACCCAGGUCCAAUUGUAUUCAAAGUGGUUGCUGCUAAAAUUGGCUCUUCGAAAAGGCCCAAGUGGUCUUCACUUGGUGUCAGAGUUGAUACCUGCAAGUCGCGAUGAACUUGGCCGCAGAAAGUUCAAUUCUUUAAGGAUGGAAAAACUUCAGUAGGUAACCGUACUAAGAGAAAAAUUUGGAUGCUGUUCUUACCAUAUCUAUCCUCUAGCCACAAAGUUGCUUGACCAAAUUAUAAAUUAAGCGUACAAAAGCACCUCAUUAAGCAAAAGAAAGAGAGGAUCAAAUGUUAUUUGCUAGCAUGGAUAUGCCCUUCCCUUCCAGACAUAUUUAAUGCAGGCAAAACUUUCUGGGUGUUCCUAGCCUUAGGUUCACUAGU